AUGUCACAAGUUAUUUUAAAUAAGCUUAGCAUGUUUGUAUUGUCUGAAGAUAUUUUCAGUCUAAUCAUAGUUUAUUUGUGUUGUUAUUGUAUAAAGAAUGCAUUGGCGAGAAGGAAAAUAAAAGGAAAGAAAAGAAACCCUGAAGGUAAUCUUGGUAGGGACGGAAGACGAAAGCAAAGAAGAAAGAAACCAAAACCUGAGUUGAAUGUAGUCAAAAACGUGAGUAAUAGCAAACAACACAAUAUCACUCUAAUUUAUCUUAAUCCUUCUAACAAGAUAAGAAUAGCAGCAACGGAGAGCUGUAAUCGAAAUGGAAACACGUUUUCAGCAUAA
This is a messenger RNA of Clunio marinus, 333 nucleotides long. NCBI's taxonomy places the organism in Eukaryota, Metazoa, Arthropoda, Insecta, Diptera, Chironomidae. The record is from the annotation of a GenBank genome assembly.